Molecule: messenger RNA, 2193 nt
Organism: Gadus chalcogrammus (walleye pollock)
Lineage: Eukaryota; Metazoa; Chordata; Actinopteri; Gadiformes; Gadidae
Gene: zranb2
Product: zinc finger, RAN-binding domain containing 2
Exons: 10
Coding region: 204-1334 (376 amino acids)
Biological process (GO): RNA processing
Molecular function (GO): RNA binding; lipopolysaccharide binding
Source: RefSeq, a predicted model, not a curated record
GCAGGGGUGUGAGUAAAGGAGGAGACCGUCCUACUCUCAGGAGUGAGAGUAAAUGAGGAGAACGUCCUACCAGCAGGGGUGUGAGUUAACGAGGAGACCGUCCUACCAGCAGCACUCUCCGCCUCCGACGCCGGGAACUUUUCGCAGUCCACCCAGAGAGCCCCUAGCCAGCGAGCUAGCUAGUAGUGUGGACACACACCAACAUGUCGACGUCGGGAACAAAGACCUUUCGGGUCAGCGAUGGGGAUUGGGUUUGCCCUGAUAAGAAAUGUGGAAACGUGAACUUCGCAAGGAGAACCAGUUGCAACAGAUGCGGUGGAGUUUCUACUCUGGCAGAGAAAACAACAGAAGCGAAGAUGAUGAAAGCAGGAGGCACUGAGAUUGGGAAAACUCUUGCAGAGAAGAGUAGAGGUCUCUUCAGUGCAAACGACUGGCAGUGUAAAACGUGUGGCAACGUCAACUGGGCCAGGCGGUCUGAGUGCAACAUGUGCAACACGCCCAAAUUCGCCAAGCUUGAGGAGAGAACGGGCUAUGGCGGUGGUUUCAACGAGAGGGAGAACGUUGAGUACAUCGAAAGGGAAGAUUCUGAUGGGGAAUAUGAUGAGUUUGGCCGGAAAAAGAAAAAGUUCCGCGGCAAACCCGGCAGCGAACCGGCAAAAAAAGAGCCCGCAAAGAAACCUCCCGCGAAGGUCGAGGAGGAAGACGACGACGAUGACGAAGACGAGGAGGAAGGAGACCUUUCAAAAUACAAACUGGAUGACGACGACGAUGAUGAUGAAGACGGAGACCUGUCCAAGUACGACCUGGACGCCAGCGAGGAUGAGGCCAAGGAGGGGGCGAAGGCCGAGCAGGAUGUGAAGGAAGUGAGAAAGGAGGGGGAGAAGGAGGACGAUAAGGAGGACGAUAAGGACAAGGCCAGUCCCACGGCCUCGUCCCGUUCACGCUCCUCCUCGCGCUCGUCUAGCUCCAGUUCUCGGUCGAGGUCCAGGUCCCGUUCUCGGAGCUCCUCCAGUUCCCGGUCUGGGUCCGGCUCCCGGUCUGCUUCCAGAUCCAGCUCCCGGUCGAGGAAGGGAUCCUCUCCCGGGCGGGGCUCCGCCCACUCCCGGUCGUCCACGCCCAAGCGCAGCCAGUCGCCCAAGCGGCGCAGCCAGUCGCCCGAGGCGGGGCGCAAGCGUAGCCGGUCGCCCGAGGCGGGGCGCAAGCGUAGCCGCUCCAGGUCCUCGUCCGCGGGGAGGAAGCACAGGUGCUCACGGACCCAGUCGUCUGAAAGACGCCGUGGACAUUCCUCCGGAUCCUCUCACUCGGGCUCCAGUUCAAAAAAGAAAUCGGUUUAGAUGCCCCCCCUUAAAAAACAGAGCAAUGAUACAGGGCGAAAAAAAGGACCCUAGUUAUAAGUGCAUGUUGUGUUUGAAAUAAGAAGAAAAAAAAAAAAGACCGGCCAAGUUCCUGAUGCUGUUUGAUUUCAUAAAACGUUGCAGCUCAUCUGUCUGACUCCCCGCUUAAAAUACGAGAGCGCUAUCCGUUUUCUCAUGCUACCCGCCACUCCUUAAUACAUUCUGCUCUGUGACAUGCGUGUGUGUAACUUUAGGUGUCAAAAUAAAAUACAAAUGUCUGGUCAUGUAAGAUAAAACAAGACAUACUGUGAAGAGGUUGUAUCCAUUUUAAAAGUCAUUUUAUUUUAUUUUAUUGGAUUCGCCUGCAAAACCUAAUCAAUAUAGGUUUAGUUUUUUUUUUCCGUUCAAAGAAAAAUUAAUUAAUUUUAAUUUGGCAAGAAAUAGGCUAUUUUCAAGGUAGUACUUGAGGUUUGGGUCGGUUUUGCUGCGUUUUGUGUUCAAGGUAAGUAUUUUUCUUUUACUUUAGAUUAUUGUUUGGAUUUUUUGUCUGCUCUGUCAUUAAUUGCACACAUUCUCUCAAGCAUAACGUUUGAAAUCUUAUAGCGGAUCCUGACAACAACAAAAAAAAAAACAUCAAAAAAUAUCAAAUGGUUUGUUAAAACCUUGGCCCUCCGUCACUGAGAAAAUACACGUUAAGAAAAUCGAAUUAUUUCCCAUGAUGACGCAGCAUUGAUAGAAUGUGCUUUUGGGUGUUUUUCUUCUGUUAAAAAAAAAAGGGUAAUAUGUAAAACAACAUGUAAAUAAAAUGCCUUGAUUUAACUGGUGGUCUUGUGUUUCAUCAUCCUUAAUGGAUUCAAAU